Messenger RNA from Haliotis rubra (blacklip abalone), 1172 nucleotides. RefSeq names its product platelet endothelial aggregation receptor 1-like. Bases 345 to 1031 code for a protein of 228 amino acids. NCBI's taxonomy places the organism in Eukaryota, Metazoa, Mollusca, Gastropoda, Lepetellida, Haliotidae. The record is from RefSeq and is a predicted model, not a curated record. The transcript is spliced from 10 exons.
UGCACAAAGCCGGGUGUAACGCGGGAGGGAAGGACAGGCUUGAAUAACCGCAACCAGGAAGCUUUUCACCUGAACUGAAACUGUCUGUGUUGAAGAAAGACAACAGCAGUUUUAAAUACAUUAGCUGCACAAAUCUGGGUGUCACGCACAAGGCAAAAGAAGGCUUGAAUCACGUGAUAUUACCACUAUCAUUCCGGGACGCUACCGACCGGAACUGAAACUGUCUGUGUUACAAGAGAGAGUGUUCUAAAAUUUGAUCAAAUCUCGUCACGGAAGCGGGACAGUACGUGUUGACAAACAAGCUGCCUUUCAAGUCACAUCUGAAAGUGAUCUGCCAAAAGGAAAUGUCAUCGCUAAGACAUUGGAUUUUUGGAACAAUAGUAUCUUUAUGCUGUUUGGCUGUAGGUGAUAAAGAAGAGUGCGAGCCUGGAAAAUAUGGGGAUGGUUGUAGUCAAAAUUGUUCUCACGGCUGUAAACCUUUUCCAAAUAACGAAGUGCGCUGUCACAAGGAAACUGGAAAAUGUUUCGAAGGAUGCAAAGUGGGAGUGUACGGUGACCUGUGUGAUCAACCAUGCAACAGAAAUUGCAAAGACCACAUCUGUAUCCAGCAAAAUGGACACUGCGCUUUUGGCUGUAUAGAAAAUCACAUCGGCGACUUCUGUGAGACUUCCCAAGGUACUACCUAUAGCAGUCAUACAACCGUUACCACAGGUGUGACAGGCAGUUCCCAGGCUAUCCUUCCAGCUGUAACCGUAUCUGUCCUUAUACUUAUCCUUAUCCUAAUUGUCGUGGGCUUUGGGAUUUUCUUCAGAAGGCGCAGAGAGAAAGAGAGGAAGAAAAGGGCACGUGACUCCAAGGUUAGGCAGAGUUGUCUCGAAGGUGCACGUGACUCCGACGACGUUGAGGAGGGAUUACGCCCAGGUGCACGUAACUCCGACGACGUUGAGGAGGGAUUACGCCCAGAUGGUCAGGAUGUGAUGAAAGAUAUACAAGAGAUGAAAGGUACGUCGUAUGAUUGGAAGGUUGAAUAAAGGCGAUAAAGCCUUUUCCAUGUCCAUGAGAAAUAGCUGCCAAAAGCAAAGUCUAUUUAUUCACAUAUCAUGUGCUUAUGAAUCACAAAGUGAUACCAGAUGUUUGCAAAAAAGAUCAGCUUAUAGUCCCACCCUUCACAG